UUUCCCAUUCGUGGAGCUGGGAUGGGCGGGCCAGCACGUGAUGCAUCCGGCCUGCGGGCUGCCAGUUUGACACCCUUGUUCUAGAUACUCAUAGAUUUCAGAAUGAAAGAAACAUCCUACAUGGCCUUAGUAAGAGACAAAUGGUAGUUCAAAGAAAUAUAUAUUUUACCUCAAAGUAGAAGAAACUACACCUACAGUAUGACCCAGCCUAGAAAAAUAGAAAGCUACCGUAAUUAAAACCAGAAAAAAUGAUUACUGCAAAUUCUGAGCUGCUUUUCCAAUUCCUAAAAUCACAUAUUGUCAUUUACAUUAUUUGAUCCAUGUUGUUCUAAUACAUUAGAAUGUGAAAAAUAAAAUGCACUAUCCAAUCAUAUGACUAAAAUACCUUUUGAAUAUUAAUUCUUGAUAUCUACUGUUUUAUUGAUGACUUGGCAGCAGAUGAUGACUAUAUAACAUAUCUAACAUGUAUGCAGCAACAAGCUGGGACUAAAAAUUAUAAAUUCAUAACAAAUUCAGCAUAUGACUUUCUGCAGAUAUGUUGCCAGAUACUAAUCAGGGCAGGUCUAUAGUCAGAGUGAGAUCUUCAGCCACUCUGGGCAACCAUACUAUGGACACUGAAUUUUCUCAUAUGGUUUAAUGAUAUUAUUUCUUUCUUGAUUGAUUCCUGAAAUAGCACCAGAUAACAGUAAGAAAUAGCACAACCAACCAACAGAGUUCCUAAUCAAGGAACUAUCAAAGAAGAAAUUCAUAUCUCAGACAAGCCUCAUAAGGCAAACUACCAUACGGGUAGUCCUUGACUUAUAGCCAUUUAUCUAAUGAUCCAUCAAAGUUACAAUGGAACUGUAAAAAGUGACGAUCAUUUUUCACACCAUUGCAGCAUCCCAAUGGUCUUGUGAACAAAAUUCAAACACUUGGCAACUGGCAUGAAUUUAUGAUGGUUGCAGUGUCCUGGGGUCAUGUGAUUGCCUGUUGUGACCUUCUGACAAAGUCAAUGGGGAAGCCAGAUUCACUUAACACUCAUGUUACUAACCUAACAACUAUAGUGAUUCACAAGAAAGGUCAUAAAAUAGGACAAAACUCACUUAACUGUCUAUAACUGUCUACAAUAAUUCUCAGAUUUCAUUUACUUUCCAGGCGUAAACAUUUGGGGGAACAGCCAGGGCUUCAGUGCUUUACUAAAACCUAACCAGGUUAGGACCAGCAGAUUUCCAGAGGGAGGGGGGGUUUCACAAUUUUUUUUAAAAUUUUUCUUUUAGUAUUAGGAUACCUGAUGGGGCUUCUGUGACUUUUUUUUUUUUUACCUAUCACAUAAUUUAAGAUGAUUUUCUUUAAAAUAAAACAAUAUUUAACUUCUCCAUACUUUACUUUUCCUCCUAUCAAAGAUCUGGUGUGUUUUGCUUAAAUAUUGAAACAGGUUUAAGUUAACAGCUGAAUUUUAUAAUUUAACAAUUGGGGAAGGGGAAGAAGAUUAAAACCAAUCAUGUUUAUUUCUCAUUCUUACAGCCCAAGGGAAAGCCUUGGUACAACCUGAAACUAUCUCAGCAGUUGAUAAAACUUAAUUAAAUGUUUCUACUAUCUCCCAUUUUUGUUCUCACAGCCUUAAUAUUGGUUAUUGUUUUCUUUCUCCCCCAUUUCUCUUUUUUGCUUUGCUUGAGAGUUUAAUCCUACUUAUCUCGUCACACUGUCAAAAAGAUCAAAAGAUCCUCAUUUUGACUUAGUAUUAACUGAAUUCUGCUAUUAAGGGUUUUAUUAAGCGUGCUGUCUUAGCACAUUAUGUGAACUAAGUCACUGGAUUUAUAACCCUGAGUUGGCAUAAUAAAAUUGUUACAGUAAUAUAGAGGUUUUUUGCAUUCAUUUUAAUACAAUAUGAUUAUUACAUUUUGAAAUGAUACAUAUUGUCUUCACUUACCUCCCUCUAUGAUUGAGCAAAGUUUGUCAUUAUUAUGUCCAUAUUCUUUCUGAUUUUCAUCAACUGCAUAUUUUAAAAUGGAUUUUAAAAUAUGCAGUUCAGUUUCUUUCUGAAACACCUUUUUCUAUAAUAAUUUCACUUACUAAUUAUUCAACCAAUACUAUUUCAGCUUUUUUGUUAUGAAAAACACAAAAUGGGAACAUUUAGAUAGAAAGGUCCUGGAUUACACUGACUAGUGUUUUUCAUUAAAAAAAGGUACUGUAAAAUUCACACUUUGAUUAUUUACAGAAGAAAAGGUUGAAUUCAGCAUGACUCUGCCCAUGAAACGAUGAGGAAACUAUAUAUUUUCACAAUUCCAUCUUGAUGGCAAGCUUGGCAUGAUAUCUCACAUUUUGGAUAUUUCCAUAGUAUUACCUUGUAAGAAUUAUUUGUAGCUUUCCCCUUGCCUUACAAUGAACAGACCCAAAAGUAGUUCCGGCUUCUUGGCGGAAUAGUUUUGAGGUUUGUUAUUUUCCUCUAUAGCAUCAGUGGUUACCAUGGAGACUAAUGUGUUCAGCAAAGAAUGAAGGCUGCGAAGGCUUCCUUCCUUGCUGUUCAGUUCAUUUGUUGACUUGAAAGAAUAAGACAGUGAAAGCUUGGAGCUUUGAGAAAUAAUACAGAGGGAGUGAAGUACCGGUCUCAAGAUUAACUUCUUAAUUAUUAUAUGAAUGUGAAUGAAUAUUCACAUUCAAAUGAAUGUGAAUAUUCUGCUGUGAAGUGCCCUACAGUAGGAAGAAUAAUUACUAAUAACUGAAUUAAUUUCAGAUAUAGUGGUCCUGUAGAAGUGAAAAAUCUAAAAUCAUUUGAAGAUGGAAUUAGGGCCACCAGAUGUGAUGGAGCGCAAAGGAGCGCUGACGUUGCGCUCCAAUUCAGCAUAUUAUGGGAGACCCACUCUUGUGUCUGGCUGGUUCCAGAAUAGAGAUGCUGAACCUAAGGAUUAUGAUAUACAUAAAAUUCCUUUGGGUUCUAAAAACUUAUGUCAGUCUACUUACUGGAGAUUUGGAACCACGGAUCAAAAAUGGAUAACAACAUAUCAAGAUUACCUAUCAUCUCCCUGUAGCAAAAAAGAAUAUAAAGAACUAGAGAUUUUGAAACCUUUGCUAGAUGAAGAUGGCUUUCACACAAUUGUUGUUGACAGGGAAACAGAGCUACCUGAAACAGGUUUUGGUGCUGUAUUACCACGCCACCCACCAGAGAAGUUUAAAAUGUUUAUGGAUACAACAUACCGAUUAGACUAUGUUCCACCAUAUGACUAUAUACCAUAUGUUACACCUGAUACGAGCGGGUACUCUGUAGUACAUAGAAAAUGUCAUUCCCAGUUUACCGACACAGCAGAUUAUAGGAGACAUGGGAUCAACACAUGGCAAGAUGAAAGUGGAGUUUAUGCUAAUGCAGAUCUAAAGCAGAAAGUAUUUCCUGUAACUAAUCCUAUACCAAUAAAUCUGGAAGACGCUAAUUCUUAAGCAUUAGCAAUGAUGCUACAAAUUAAAGGAUAUUCAUAUAUAUAUAUAUUAACGUCUGUCAGUAGAAUUAUUCUUUUCAACAGCACUGCAACUUUCAUAAUAUUUAGUUAAAAGCCUGGGAGAACAAAUUUGUACAAUAGAAUCUUAAAUUGAAACUGUAUUAUUUUUGCCUCCAAUCUGAUUUUAAAAAUACUGCAAAUACCAACAACUUCACCCUUCUCUGUAACUGGAACUAAGGACAAGUUGUGAGACUUUUCAGCAUACAUCUCAGAGCAGAAAUUCUUUCCUAUUUUCUGUACAAGGAUAUAAACAGUUUUAUUUCUAGCAUAAGUAUUUGGACAAAUUAUUUGCAAAAGAAAACCUUGGAAUGCAGUGCCUAAAAGAACCUAAUUAUUAAUCAGCUGACUCAGGAGUAAAAGUUUAAGCAAAGAUUAUAUUACAAAGACUCUCAAGUAAGUAUUGGAAUUCCUUUUGAAAAAUUCCUUUUGAUGUUAAUCCAAAGUCUAUUAAUGAAACACUUAAUUGUUUUAGCUUCCUUAAAUAAAUCCUUGUGAUGGUA
Molecule: messenger RNA, 3970 nt
Organism: Pantherophis guttatus
Lineage: Eukaryota; Metazoa; Chordata; Lepidosauria; Squamata; Colubridae
Gene: CFAP95
Product: cilia and flagella associated protein 95
Cellular component (GO): plasma membrane
Source: RefSeq, a predicted model, not a curated record